AUGCCCACAACCCUAAGCCCCCCUUACUCACCUAAAACCCUUAAACACCCCAGAUCUCUCCCCAGAUCCCUCAACUACCUCCUCAAAGAACAAAGACUCCUCUUUAUCUUGGUAGGUAUUCUCAUUGGAUCCACAUUUUUCAUUCUCCAACCCUCUCUGUCUCGUCUUAACUCUUCUGACACCCAUUCUUCAAUACCCAGAUUGUUUCCAGUCACCAAUCGUGAAUCUUUAUCAAACCCAUUUCGUGGUGUAAGCAGUUACGGGCAUGGGAAGGUGUCUGGAAGGGUUCCUGUGGGGAUUGGGCGAAGAAGGUUGAGAAUUGUGGUGACUGGUGGGGCUGGAUUUGUAGGGAGUCAUUUGGUUGAUAAACUAAUUGCCAGAGGAGAUGAUGUGAUUGUCAUUGAUAAUUUCUUUACUGGGAGGAAAGAAAACGUGGCGCAUCAUUUUAGGAAUCCGAGGUUCGAGCUUAUUAGGCACGAUGUUGUUGAACCCAUUUUGUUGGAGGUAGAUCAGAUCUACCAUUUGGCUUGCCCAGCUUCGCCGGUCCAUUAUAAGUUCAAUCCGACUAAUGUGAUGGGCACACUUAAUAUGUUGGGACUUGCAAAGCGAAUUGGGGCGAGGUUUCUGCUCACAAGUACAAGUGAGGUUUAUGGUGAUCCACUUGAGCAUCCGCAGAAGGAGACAUAUUGGGGAAAUGUGAAUCCAAUUGGUGAGAGAAGCUGCUAUGAUGAAGGGAAAAGAACAGCUGAAACCUUGGCAAUGGAUUAUCAUCGUGGUGCAGAUGUUGAGGUAACAGAUCGUGAUAUUGACUUAUACAUGAACUGCCAUGAAAUGCUGAACUUGUUAUGA
Messenger RNA from Ilex paraguariensis (yerba mate), 849 nucleotides. NCBI's taxonomy places the organism in Eukaryota, Viridiplantae, Streptophyta, Magnoliopsida, Aquifoliales, Aquifoliaceae. The record is from the annotation of a GenBank genome assembly.